Molecule: messenger RNA, 2196 nt
Organism: Neurospora tetrasperma FGSC 2508
Lineage: Eukaryota; Fungi; Ascomycota; Sordariomycetes; Sordariales; Sordariaceae
Exons: 8
Coding region: 1-2196 (731 amino acids)
Molecular function (GO): copper ion binding; oxidoreductase activity
Source: RefSeq, a predicted model, not a curated record
AUGAGGCUCACCUCAGUGUGGACCAGCGUCGUGCAGGUCUUUAGUUUCCUCACCUUCUCCUCCCCCGAGGACGGCAACGAUCUCUCUUCACAACGUCCCCAAUUCCCCAUCCCCUUGGAAAACGCUCACCAUCACCCCCCUGCCUCCCACCAACCUAUCCCCCCAAGCUCCAACAAUGCCGCCGAGGAUGUAGUCCCCCUCUAUACGAGCGGCAGUGAACGUUCCUACAUGUUGAAAGACCAUCCCGUUGUCGGAACACCCAAAAGUCCCCAGGAAGGAGGUCCCGCCAGAAGCCUCGACUGCCAUUACCCCGAUAUGCAAGAUUGGGAGCCUUGCUAUGGCCCCGAGAACAGGACUUGCUGGUUGAAGCAUAAGUAUGAAGAUAAGAGGAUUGAUAUUAUGACUGAUUAUGAGAAUGAGUGGGAGAUUCCGAAGGGGAAGGUCAGAAAGUUCUACUUGGAAGUCUCAGAGCAACCCAUUGCCCCGGAUGGUACCACGAUGGAGCAUGGCAAAGUGUUCAACAGGACUUAUCCUGGGCCUUGGCUUGAGGUAACUGUAAAGAACAAUCUCCGCUGGAACGGCACAUCCGUCCACUGGCACGGCUUCCGCCAAUUCGAGUCUUUCCACAUGGACGGCGUCAACGGAAUAACCGAAUGCCCCAUCGCCCCUGGCGACACCUUCACUUACCGGUUCCGUGCCAUGCAAUACGGUUCCGCCUGGUACCACAGCCACUACUCCUUACAAUACGGCGACGGGCUCUUGGGUCCCAUUACCAUCUACGGCCCCUCAACAGCAAACUUUGAGGCGGACGAGGCGUUCCGUCCCUUGCUGCUGACAGACUGGAACCACCGGAGCGUGUUCGAAGACUGGCCGCUCAUGCUCAAAUCUGGCGUGGCGCCGUCAAUGACGAAUAUCCUGAUCAACGGGGUGGGACAGUUUGGUUCUGGUGGGAAGCAGAAGGAGAAGUACACGCUUUACUUGGACGAGGGCAAGAAGCAUUUGCUAAUUUUGAUCAACACGGCCGUUGAUACGACGUUUGUGUUCUCGAUUGACAACCAUACCAUGGAAGUGAUUGAGAUGGAUUUUGUGCCGAUUGUGCCAUAUAAUACUACUAAUCUAAAGAUUGGGAUUGGUCAAAGAUACCACGUCCUCGUCCACGGCCUAGAAAACCCGUAUGAAGCCGAGAGAUACGGCAACUACUGGAUGCGGGUAAUCCCGGCAAGAAAGUGCAGCAAGUUCCCCUACGGUCCUGACGAGCAGAUGGGUAUCUUCAGGUACAACACUACUUACCAGACCAUGGCUUCGGCGCCUGAUCCAAUGUCGGAACCGCCUCUGUAUGAGACCAACUGUGCAGAUGAGCCGCUGGAUAAGUUGGUGCCGAAGAUACCGUGGACCGUUGGCAAUCCGGUGAAUAUCGACCCAAACGUCGACCCGAAAAAACUCCCAGCCAACGAGAGCUACAUCUUCAACGUCGGCCUGACCAUGUCCGGCGGUCCCAACACCAGCACGCCUUAUAUCCCCGAUGACCAACCUUAUGCCCGCUGGGACAUGCACAUUGCCCCCUUCCGCAUCAACUUCUCCGACCCCACGCUCCUCUCCCUCUCGUCCCUCGAUUCCCUUAUUACCAAACCACACCUCGACAUCGUCACUCUGCCCACCUCCAACCCAGACGACGACAAAUGGAUCUGGAUGGUGAUCACCGCUCCCGAUAAAGUUCCCACCGAGGGGGCCCGGAUCUUCUUCCCUGCUGCCCACCCGAUUCACCUACACGGACAUGACUUUGCGGUGUUGAGACAGAGUAGCAAGAACUGGUAUGAUGAUCCAGAAAUCGGUCACAUUGGGGAGGGCAAGAGGUGGUUUACCCCCGACAAGUUGAAUUGCGACAACAAGAGACUGGAUUGCGAGAAUCCAACUAGACGGGAUGUGGUGCUGUUGCCGGCGAGUGGCUAUGUGGUGAUUGCUUUCAAGGCGGAUAAUCCUGGAGCCUGGAUCCUCCACUGCCACAUUGCCUUCCAUGCCUCGUCGGGUCUGGCUAUGCAAAUCAUCGAGAACAAGGACUUGAUUCCGGCUAUCAUGGAGAAGGAUAAGCCGGUUAUUGAGGAGAAGUGUAGGAAGUGGAGGGAGUGGUAUGGAGAGCCGAAGAACCUGUGGGAUUGGCACGAGCCAAAGCACUUCCAAGAUGAUUCGGGUGUGUGA